ACAUGAAGGUCGACAAAGCUGUCUGUACAACGGAUACAAUGACAGAUGUUGAAAAAGCAAUAAGUUAUGAAAAUUUACUAUCGUCAUUAGUACAGAAAAAAAUUCUGGCCAUUAAACGUGAAUGCGAAGCGAAAAAAGUGGCAAAACGACGACGUAAACAGCAAAAUUGUCUUGGCUCUUUAAUAUUUGGCAGUCGUCACAAUCGAUCGAAUAGAUGUGAUGACAGCAGUUCAAAAGAGGCAGCGAUCGAUAUAGAUCCUCCAUCAAUUAGCCAACAAGAAAGUAAAAUUGUAAUCGAUUCCAAAAAAAUUAUGAAAAAAAUUAAUGACAAUCAAGAACCGGUUAAUUCCAUCACCAACAUUCAUGUGAACGAAAUUCCAUUGAUGAAAACGGAAAAUAUAUUAACCGAAUGUCACAUUGAUGUGUUAAAUGAACGUGGUUCGUGUAACAAUGACAAUAAUACAACGCAACGGCAUGACCCAUUGCAUUGUGAUUUCCAUUGCCACGCGAAAUAUAGUCGUCGAUGCAUGGAUAGUGGUGACGAUCAAAAUGCACACAGUACGCAUUCGAAAAUCAGUGAUAAUAGCGUCAUAGAAGUGGAUAUUGAAUCGACAAGUGUAGCAGCAACGAAUAGCAAAUGUCCCAGCAUUGUCAGCCAAAUCGAAGGAAACGAUGAAAUGAAUGCGAUGCAAAAAUUGCGAUCGCGAAAAAAUAGCUGCGAUUCAAUUAGCGUGCCUAGUUCAUUGAAACAUACCACAUUGAGUGAACCAGCUGAUGAGAUGGCUUUGUUGGAUCACAAACAAAGAUAUCAAAUACAUUUGCUCGAGGCAAAAUCGAUAAGCGCCCAAUGUAGCCCAAUACUGGCACAACGUCAAACUUUCAAUGUGUCAGCGUCUGGCAGAGUGAUAAAAUCACCGCUUACACAAAAAAUGAUUUUUGACACAUCCGAUGACAAUGUGACGGCUGCAAAUGUACCAACAUCGAACCGAAGCGGAACAUCAAAUGAAAAUAAUCAAUGCAAGGAAAAUAUCGAUGAGACUGAUGAAUGUUGCUCGAGUCAAGCAAAAUCGACGAUGAUGACGACGACGACGACAAAACGAAAUAGCAAACCAUUUUUUAAGAAAAAAGAUAAAGUAUCUAAUGCGAAUAAUGAAGUGCACGGUUUUAUAUCUAGUUUUAAUCAAUUAACGUCGAAAAAUUUACCUGUGAUUACAUCGGCCACAAAAACAAUGGCAAAACACGUAACUAGCAACAAAUGCGAACGAGGCAAUCAUUGUACGGUUGAUGACACCAACGAUAUUUCGGUUGUUUCAAAUAAAAAAGCCACUCAGGACGAUAAUCAUAGUAAAUACAAACGAACACAUAGAUACUCUGAACCAAUGUUAGUUUAUCCAUCUUCAAAUCGUCUUCAGCAAUGUAUAUUAAGUAUGCCAACAUCUCAACCCAUCCAAUUGCGUUAUAAUGAUGAAUUAAUGUAUGAUGUUUCACUUAAAAUGGAAACUGAUAGGAGUACAGAUUUUACAGGCGAUCGACGACGACGACAUCGGAAACACCGACAUCGUCAUCAUCAUCAUCACCAUAAUAAUGGACGAAAAAAUCGACACAAACGAAAAAUCUUACUGCACGACUUGGAUGAACAGACUGUGAAGGUUAUCGACCCAGAAGAUAUGUCGCAACGGGCCAGGUUGACAAUCAUUUUCACAGCAUGCCUGCUGCUGUUAAUGUGUUUACUCUUGGUGGGAGUUACAUUGAGAAUGGCACCAUUAAUAGACGAUAUGGUGCGACAAGAGAACGAACGCAUACAGGAAUCUAUAAAUCGUGGUAAAUUUGGGAGAAACAUGACGCACGGUGCAUUCAUCGGACAACAAUACCAACAACAAUCACAGCAUCCAUAACAAUAUUUUAUGAUUUUUACGGAAGUUGUAGGCGAUAAAUUGUUUUAAUUUCAAAAAUUCAAAGAAAAUCAACACAAAAAUAUUUGAAAAAAUAUCACAUAAAUAAAAAAAACCAACAAAUUUGAAAUGCAUAAAAUAGAUGCAAUGAUUUUUUAGUAUUAAACCAAAGCAAACAAAUUCAACCACAUACACAC
Contarinia nasturtii (swede midge) is the source of this 2089-nucleotide messenger RNA. RefSeq lists its product as uncharacterized. The record is from RefSeq and is a predicted model, not a curated record. NCBI's taxonomy places the organism in Eukaryota, Metazoa, Arthropoda, Insecta, Diptera, Cecidomyiidae. Bases 3 to 1895 code for a protein of 630 amino acids. The transcript has 9 exons.